Molecule: messenger RNA, 780 nt
Organism: Caenorhabditis remanei
Lineage: Eukaryota; Metazoa; Nematoda; Chromadorea; Rhabditida; Rhabditidae
Exons: 3
Coding region: 1-780 (259 amino acids)
Biological process (GO): protein phosphorylation; intracellular signal transduction
Cellular component (GO): cytoplasm
Molecular function (GO): ATP binding; protein serine/threonine kinase activity
Source: RefSeq, a predicted model, not a curated record
AUGUUAUCUGCUAUUCUCAAAUGGUUCUGGUGUAUGGUCGGGGUCAUGGGUGGUUCCGAACCACCCACACCCGCACCUGAACCACGAAUUAUUCAAAGCAGACUCAAAACAGUGAGAAAACUUGGUAGUGGAGGAUACGGUGAUGUUGUGCUGAUGGUCGAUUCAAGAAAUUGUUCCAAACAAUACGCUGUUAAGUUGAUUACUGUAGGAUGCUGGAGAUGGUCGGAAGUUUUCAAAGAAUUUCGUAUUCACCGAUUCCUAUCAGAAGAAUUUCAUGAACAUAUCAUUGCGCUUUUUGCAGUUUAUCACUCAGCAGACCAAUAUGAAAUGAUAAUGGAGUUCGCUUCAGGUGGUGAUUUGUUCGAGCAUGUGAAGCGAAAUUCUCAAUUAGACUCUGAAACUUCUCGUCGAUUUUUCCAACAUCUGAUGGCUGGAAUCAAAUUUAUCCAUGAGCACAAUCUUGCUCAUAGAGAUAUUAAACACGAAAACCUUUUGAUCACUGCUAACAAUGUUUUGAAGAUAUCAGACUUCGGGAAAGCUACUGAAUAUCGUGACAGCGGGAAAGAGAUUUGGUUCUUCGAAAAAGUUGGAAGUCUCAGAUACGUUGCACCAGAGCUCCUAUCCUUUCAAAUGUAUCGAGGCCCGCCAGUCGAUAUAUGGGCUGCUGGAGUUGUUCUUUUCGGGAUGAUAACAGAUCUUCUCUGCUCAAUUUUAGAGGUCGACCCAACAAAACGUGCUACUAUUGACGACAUAGAAGCUGAUUUGUGGAUGCAUUCCUAA